Molecule: messenger RNA, 1269 nt
Organism: Phytomonas sp. Hart1
Lineage: Eukaryota; Euglenozoa; Kinetoplastea; Trypanosomatida; Trypanosomatidae
Source: the annotation of a GenBank genome assembly
AUGACCGAAGCAAAAACAAACGUACCCAUUGAUGAGCAUGAGGAAUCGGCAUACCCCAAUGUACAGGCCCUUUUCCCUGGGAUUCAUCGCGACGAAAAUGGUACCCCGUAUUACAGCGCCGGUGGCGGCGAAAUAUAUUACAGUGGCACCCCUUUUGGGAUGCUUCAGAGCAUCUUCGACUUUUUAAUUGAGGAGAACAAGCGCGUGGAUUAUUCCUCCUCGGCGUUCGUCGGCCUCGACGCCCACACCCGUUCUCCGCUGUGGAUGGAGCAUAAAAACACCCACAUUGAUGGUACCAUCGUCCCAGACGAAUCCAUCGCUGCGGAUCCCAAACACUGGCGGACGAAGUACCGCAAGGAGCUCGACAUCGCCGAGGCGAUUGAGGAGGCCCGCAAGCAGGCCCGAUUUGAAUCCAAGAAUGAUUUCUUCGCUGUUUGGGGGUGGGUUCGUCGAAGGUUCAACUUUUCCACCCCGCCAGAGGGGGCCCAGCCGACGGUAAAGGUCGAGGCGCCGCCUAGCGCGGAAACGAAGAAGGAGUUACCGCUCGGGGUGUUGGUGGAGAAGUCGACCGGGAGCGAAGGGAGCGUGUGGAGGGCGCUGAUGCAUUCCGUGGAGUCCGGCAAGCCGCUUGCCAAGGCGGCCAAGGAAUACCGCCCCCGCAUCAGUUUCUACGGUCUGGAUCCGUUUCUCGACUCAUCGUACUCGCUGAUUUGGUUUAGCGUCAAGUGUGGAGUCGGUAUUGGGCUCCUACAAGGGACAAUGCGUGCGGUCCAGACGAUUGACGCCGACAUUGCGUUUCUGAAGGCCUCCGGGCUUGGGGUGUUGUCAAUACUCAACAUGUCGGUUUUCGCGGGCGUGGUGAAGUGGAGCGGCAAUAUGGGCGUACUCGCGGCUGCUUUCUGUAUUGGGGAUCGGUUGGCGAGGGGCGUAAAGCGUCGCCUACUUCCAUCCCACGAUGCGGAGCGGCGGUCACAAUUUAAUUAUAUGGUGGGGUUGGCAUUAUCAGGCUCUACGGUAGGUAUUAUGCCAUGGUGGAUACUUAAUGACGUGAAAUUGGCUGGCCGAUUGGCGAUAUCAGGCGCUUUUUUGGGAGGUGUAUUGGGGAUGGGUGUGGGACUGGUCAUUCAGCGGCUUGUGGCACUGAACAUAUCUAAAUUGGACGCCACAAACCGUCAGUUACGGUGCUAUGAGGCAUUUAUCAUGCGUCAACACAAGUGGCUGGAGCAGGAGUAUCAGAAGCACAAAUAUGAGAAUGCCGUAUGGUGGUAG